Molecule: messenger RNA, 747 nt
Organism: Arvicanthis niloticus (Nile rat)
Lineage: Eukaryota; Metazoa; Chordata; Mammalia; Rodentia; Muridae
Product: protein RoBo-1-like
Source: RefSeq, a predicted model, not a curated record
AUGUCCUGGUCCUCAGUCUCGAAGAGCCUCCUUGCUGUCUGUGUUAUCACGGAGUUUGCUGUGAUCUUUGCGGAGAAUUUCACCUGUGAACAUUCUUUAUGUAUAAAUGGAGACUGUCUGAUCAAUGGUUCAUGUGAGACCUCUAAAAGCUGCUUCAGCCAAACACAGGAACUUAAAAUGCCAGAACUGUCCAGAAGCCAAACUUUGCAUGAGAAAGGCUGUUCUCCAGAUGAAUGUACUGAACUGGCAUUCUCAGCCACACUGGGGGACCAACGGACAUUUAGAUAUGACCAUCGAUGCUGUGCUGCUGAUACAUGCAACCAAACAGACACGCAAUCAUCUCAGGUGCCUGCAGAAGCCAAUGGUGUUCAGUGUCUUGCCUGCUAUAUGGAGGCAGGCAUACAGUGUACUCCAACUCUCUUAAAUUGCACGGGGAGCGAGACGAAGUGUGUUUCAGUUAUUGGCACAGAUGCUGGAAUCAAUAGUCCCCCUUCGAUAGUGAUGAUUGGAGUGGGCUGUGCGACAGAAAGCGCCUGCAACUUGAAUAUGACAGUUUUAAAAACUGUAAACAUUCAUUCCUUCUGCUCCAGUGGGUUUUCUGUACUUCCAACCUCCUCGCCAACUACAGAUAGCACGGGCCUUCCACCUACGACCUCAACAGCUACAGAUAGCACGGGCCUUCAACUUAAAUCCUUCUCAGCAGUACUAGUACUGAUUAGUCUCCUCUUGCUGAAAGUCUUUUUCUGA